AUGUGUAGUUAUGUACCAGAAGAUGUAAUGGUGAGUAUCUUUGAACGACUACCAAUCAAGUUCCUCCUCCGAUUCCGAUCGCUCUCCAAAUAUUGGUAUUCUCGUAUCGCUAGCCCCGAAUUCAUCCGCAAUCACCCUCUUCGUUCUGAUCAGAAAGUCCUCAUUAGACACUUGAUUAAAGUUACAGAUGUCAAUUUUAUAGACAUGUAUACCUUGCACUCGCCUAGUGGGUACGUCAAACCUGGAGUUGAGUUGGCACAUUAUCGUCCUGAUCUAGACACUGUUGGUUCGUGUAAUGGAAUCAUAUGUCUGUUGGAAUUCGGGAUUAGUCUAUGGAACUUUUCAAUUAGGCGUAAACUAACCCUACCCCGUCAUCCUUCUUUCAAAGACGAAAUUAGCUAUCCUGGAAAGGCAGCAUUUGGUUUUGGUUUUGACCCAGUCACCGAUGAUUACAAGGUUGUGGCCAUAUCCUACUUAAAAUAUACAGAUGGUGUUGCACACAAUGAGGAUUCCUUUAUUUACUCCCUGAAAACAAACUCUUGGGAUUCGAUUAUUUCUUCACCACCUACUCCGUUUAUUCAUGCAUGGUCGAAGGCAUGUUUUUUCAAUGGAACAUUACAUUGGGUGGUCGUUGGCUUAGUUCACGAACCACCGAUAGAAACAAGUAUUAUCAUGACAUUCAAUUUGUUUACUCAUGCUUUUGGUACUAUCUCAUUGCCAACUUCCUUUGGGAAAAGGGGACAAAUAACGACCAUUAAUGGUUCGUUAGCUUUGGUUUCCUUAAAACACGGUUAUAAUAGGAUUUGGGUGAUGAGUGAGUAUGAUAAUGCUAAAUCUUGGUCUGUGUAUCUUUAAGUGAAAAACACCUAUGAUCAAGUUAGGGUCCUGCAACCUAUCAUCAAUGAUAAAAUAUUGAUAUACGAUUACUACAGGCUUCAAGUUUAUAACCCCCAGACUGGGUUGGUCACGGAAAUUUUGAAAUUCAGACAUAACUGUCAUCGGGUUAUGGAAAACUACGUCGAAAGCCUUGAAUUGUUAGACAAAGGGACUACUUCCGGGGAAACCAUCUUCUCUUGGAUUGAAAAGCAUAAUCAAGAAAGAAUUAGUGUAUCAGAAUUGCUAGAAAACGAGUACUCUGGUUUGAGUUAUAACUUUUAGUAGUAUUUUUCUAGUCAUGAAGCCUUGUUUAAAUCUUACUUUAGCUACAAUAAUGAUCAUACUUGAAGGUAGCACUUUUUUCCCCUUCCAGAUAGAUAUUAGGUUAACAAACAAUAUUAUCUAUCAAGUUUUUCUCCCCUAUGUUUAUUGUUUAGUGAUAAUGCUACAAAACCAACAAAUGCAAUAUAUACCUGUGUGUGUGC
This is a messenger RNA of Erigeron canadensis, 1361 nucleotides long. RefSeq names its product F-box/kelch-repeat protein At3g06240-like. The transcript has a single exon. The record is from RefSeq and is a predicted model, not a curated record. Lineage: Eukaryota; Viridiplantae; Streptophyta; Magnoliopsida; Asterales; Asteraceae. Gene Ontology annotation, molecular function: protein binding. The coding region runs from base 1 to 855 and encodes 284 amino acids.